AUGGAAAAUACGAACGGGUUCGUGCACUUUGAUGUGGUUUCAGAUGAUGCAGAUCACCACUUUCUGGGUUCAAAUAAAGGAAAAUGCUUCACAGAUUUUAAGAGUGAAGUGUACCGCACCAUCAUGAAAGAGUGGAAAAUCCUGGAGCAGAACUUACCGGAAUCCAUAUACGUGCGGGUCUACGAACGACGCAUUGAUCUAAUGAGAGCCGUGAUCGUAGGUGCCGCCGGCACACCGUACCACGAUGGUCUGUUCUUCUUCGACAUAGGGUUCCCCUCCGAUUACCCGAAAAAUCCCCCAAAGCUGCAUUACCACUCGUUCGGCUACAGACACAACCCAAAUCUCUACUCCAGCGGAAGAGUGUGCUUGAGCCUUCUGAACACGUGGACAGGGAGAAAGAGUGAGAAGUGGGACCCAUCUGGGUCCACGAUGCUCCAAGUGUUGCUCUCUAUCCAAGCACUGGUUCUCAACAAGAAGCCAUAUUAUAACGAGCCUGGACUGGCUAGUAUUGCGUCCUCCGAGUGGAGGUCACGUGCCUACAACGAGAACGUCUUUCUUAUUACUUGCAGCACCUCCCUUCAUCUGCUUCGGAGGCCUCCCUUCAACUUUGAAGCAUUUGUCAGUGCCCAUUUUCGCCAGCGCGCGUUUCGGAUUCUCUCGGCAUGCAGCGACUACACGAAUGGGCGCGCGAGGGUUGGCCAUUACUCUUUUGACUUGCGUCUGUCUUCUUCUUCGUCAAAGCUACAUGUUUCACGGAGUUUUAAAAAGCAGAUGAUAGCGUUUUACCCUCGGCUUCUUCAAGCAUUUCGACAGAAUGGAGCUUCUUUGGAGGGUUUCGUCGAACAUUUGGAGCUCGAGAGUAAGCAUUCCGAAAACAAAAGCGGUGGAAUCUUCAAGAAGGUCAUGGAAAAGAUCAAAAAGGCUUUCGGAUUGAAGAAAAACAAAGGACAACAAAGUCGUCUUGAAAGUGCUUAAAAAUAAACCUAUGGCUUCUCUUUUCUUUUUUCUUAUAUAUUUUAUAUAUUGGUUCUUUU
Molecule: messenger RNA, 1034 nt
Organism: Glycine soja
Lineage: Eukaryota; Viridiplantae; Streptophyta; Magnoliopsida; Fabales; Fabaceae
Product: probable ubiquitin-conjugating enzyme E2 24
Exons: 1
Coding region: 1-975 (324 amino acids)
Molecular function (GO): ubiquitin conjugating enzyme activity
Source: RefSeq, a predicted model, not a curated record